Molecule: messenger RNA, 5054 nt
Organism: Thunnus maccoyii (southern bluefin tuna)
Lineage: Eukaryota; Metazoa; Chordata; Actinopteri; Scombriformes; Scombridae
Gene: grnb
Product: granulin b
Exons: 17
Coding region: 200-2692 (830 amino acids)
Cellular component (GO): extracellular region
Source: RefSeq, a predicted model, not a curated record
GUCAUGUGAUUAUUGAAUUGAGAGUCAAAAAAUAGCUUCAGACAGUCCAACCUUGUACUCUCUGAAUGUUUUGAAGCAGGAUAAAAUACGACAUAUAUGUGACCAUUCGGACCUGUUGCACCAAACCUGCGAAGUUGUAAGAGGAGUAUGCAUCACAGUGCUCUUUGUUAAUAUCAACUCCACAAGUCAGCUUCUAACAAUGACCCUGCAGAUGGGGAUCCUGUGUCUGGCUCUGCUGGGCCUGAGCACAGCGUUAGUCUGUCCCGAUGGAGGCAUGUGUCAGGACAAAACCACCUGCUGCAAGAACAGCGUGGGAGAUUACGGAUGCUGUCCACUGCCACACGCUGAGUGUUGUUCGGACCACCUCCACUGCUGCUACGAGGGGACGUUUUGUGAUCUGGCCCACGAAAGAUGUGUUAACGAUACAGUUUCUCUGCCCUGGAUGAGUCGACUUCCCACCAAACAGGUCCCUCUCGUUUCUCAGCUCAGUGAGGAAGUGAAGGCAGUCAUUUGUCCAGACCAGGAGUCUGAAUGUCCGGAUGACACCACUUGCUGCCAGCUUCCUGACGGCUCUUGGGGCUGCUGUCCAUUAGCCAAGGCGGUGUGUUGUGAGGAUAAGCGGCACUGUUGCCCGGAGGGAACAACGUGUGAUCUUAUUCAUUCGAAGUGUGUGUCUGCCUCACAAGAGUCCUUCUCCUGGCUGGAGAAGCUGCCUGCCAGAAGGAGGGAGAAUAAUCCAGUUUCUCCUGUGGGUUCAGUGACGUGUCCUGGUGGAAGAAGCAGCUGCCCAGACAGUUACACCUGCUGCUUGCUAACCAGUGGAGACUACGGCUGCUGCCCCUACCCAAACGCCAUGUGCUGCAGCGAUCACCUCCACUGUUGCCCUAGCAACACAAUAUGUGACCUCGAGCAUGGAGUCUGCAAGUCUGGUGAGAUGCGAGUGCCGCUGUUGAAGAAGAUCCCGGCUAUCUCAAAUGACGUCGAGUGUCCAGACAAGAAAUCGGCGUGUCCUGAUCAGACCACAUGCUGCCAGAAUGAAAACGGCACAUACGGCUGCUGUCCUAUGCCCAGUGCUGUUUGUUGUUCAGAUCACAUCCACUGCUGCCCUGCAGGCACAGAGUGCGACUUGCCUCACAGCACCUGUGUGUCCGCUCAGGGAGAAACCUCCAUGGCCGUUAAGAUCCCUGCAGCUGUGACCGAGCAGCUGGCGGCUCAGAGCAAAGCGGGUGCCGUUCCCUGCAAUGACUCUGUGGCCUGCGCCGACGGAACCACCUGCUGUAAAUCAUCAGAGGGACAAUGGGCCUGCUGCCCCUUACCUAAGGCCGUAUGUUGUGAAGACCACCUGCACUGCUGUCCUCACGGCACCAUUUGUAACCUGGCAGCUUCUUCGUGCGACGAUCCUACGGGCAGCGCCGUGAUGCCCUGGCUCGGACACGUACCCGUCUUCCCCUUAUUGAGCGAUAACAGCAAGUGUGACAAAUCCACAUCCUGUCCAGGAAAAUCCACCUGCUGCAAGACCGCCAGUGGAGGCUGGGCCUGCUGUCCACUGCCUCAGGCUGUUUGCUGUGACGACCACAUUCACUGCUGCCCUCACGGUACCGUCUGCAACCUGGAGGCUGAAACUUGUGACGACAUGUCGGGCCUCUUACCGUCCGUCCCCUGGGCAUCAAAAGUCCCCGCUCUGACCUCGGAGCUGCAGGAUGAGAAAUGCGACAAGCAGACGAUGUGUCCGCGAGGCACCACCUGCUGUAAGAAGAUCUCUGGACAGUGGGCCUGCUGCCCCUUACCUCAGGCUGUGUGCUGUAACGAUCAUGAGCACUGCUGCCCCAAAGGCUACAAGUGUAACGUGGCUGAGCAGACUUGUGACAAGCUCGGUGAACGCAGCCUCCCCUGGCUCCAGAAGAUACCAGCCCUGCAGAAGGUUCCCAGACAGGCUGUUGGCAGUCCAGCUCGGCCAGCCAAGAACAUGUGCGACGCCCAAACCAGCUGCCCCGAGGACACGACCUGCUGCUUCAUGAAGGACACCCACAAAUGGGGCUGCUGCCCUCUACUGAAAGCAGUCUGCUGUGAUGAUGGAAACCACUGCUGCCCCAGCGGUCACACCUGUGAACCCCACCGGUCCUCCUGCUCAAAGGGCCCCCACGUUAUCCCCUGGUUCACCAAACUGAGCGCCAUGACCGAGCCGGGCGCCGUCACAGACGUUAAAUGUGACGACAAGAGCAGCUGCGCUUCAGGAACGACCUGCUGCAAACUGCAGUCAGGAGAGUGGGGAUGCUGCCCUCUCGUCAAAGCCGUGUGCUGUGCCGACCACGAGCACUGCUGCCCUCAGGGCUACACCUGCAACAUGGAGACAGGAACGUGCGAGAAGAAGGAGCACGACGUGCUCAUAAACACCCUCCCUCAGAGCGAAGUGGUACGUCCCAAGCAGAGAGACGGCAAGGCUGACGUACCAUGUGACAGCACGGGGAAGUUUCACUGCCCCGAGCAAGAAACGUGCUGUAAGAUCUCAGCCGCAGAGUGGGCCUGCUGCCCCACACCCAGGGCUGUCUGCUGCUCGGACUCCAAACACUGCUGUCCCGCCGGAUACUCAUGUGACCUGCAGGCUGGAGGUUGCACCAGACAAACCCAGCUGACCUGGGACAUUUUCUUUGGGGACAGAAAGACAGACUUUGUCCCCCGUGGUGGACUUUAAUCCCGCUAAUGUGCAACUGUCUUCGUCAAUUUUAAAUACAUAACAUCUAUCUCCAGCUCAUGUCAUCUGUGGGCAGUGAGGGCUUUUCCCACUUCCUGUUUGUUUGUUUUUUUUCAUUCAUGGAAGUGUUUUUGUGUGUAGUUGUGGAGAAGACUUUUGGUUUUUGGUGCAAGACAUGAAAAAAUCCCCUGAAUGCUGCAAGGCUACAUGAGGUAAUUAAGAUGUUUUAAUGAAGUAGGAAUGUUAUCAGCUGACAAUACACUGAAAUGUAUCUUGAAGUGAGAAACAGUUUGCAGGAGUAUUUUCAUGUUUUGCACCUGUCAAAAAAAAAAAAAAGCAUCACCUUCACUGAAAUCAUAUUCUGUAUAUACAGAUAACAACUAUGGGAAGUAUAGUAAGGACGCGCUGCCACAGAGUUGGGUCAGAUGAAAGAUGAGGCUUUUUCUUAUCAUCAACAAAUCUCAUUUAAAAGACCAAAACCAACCACGUGUCGGUCCGUCUAUCAAAACUUCCUACUCCGUCUGUGGAGUAUAAGCACACUGUCCGCUAUAAGCACACCGUCAGCUAUAAGCACACUGCUCCCACUGAAGACGUCAGUCAUCCUAACACUGCUGGGAAAUGUAGUUUUUAUGAAACGUUACUGAAAUAGAAGUCUCUAGUGCAUUUGUCUGGGACAAUUUUCAGCCACAGAUUUUUAGUAAUCUUAGUAAAUCCUAUAAAUGCUUUAAAAAAAAAAAAAAAAGCUAAAUUGAAAACUUGCAUUGAUGCAAAAUUUUGUGCCCCUGAUAGUAAUUUCAACAGGCUUAAUAAAUAUCCCCCCCAAAGCUAACUUAAAGACAUCAAAAUUAAAUAAUCAUUCCCAUUUCGUGAUCAUCUGUGCACCAGAAUAUUUGAGGGUUUUGUCGAGCCUUCCCAUAAAAUUUGGACCCAACUCAGGCCUGGAGUCGGUCUCUGAUACUUGGAACCACGAGGACCCGAGAAGACAUCCACUCCAGCAGCAGCAGGACGGUGUAUGUGGAGUUCAAUGAAAAUAAACUUCAACUGUGUGUGUGUUCAUGAUAAUAAAGGGGUUAAUUGAUGUGUCUUUAACAGUUUUUGGACAAAAAAAUGCAGCUCUAUUGCACAGAAGAAUAAGAUACAUCGAGCUUCUGAUACACAGAAAACACCAGUAGAAUCACUGUGUGCUUUGGUAUUUCUGUGGGAUUUGUUGAUUAUAAGAAACAUGCACAAAAUCACCAGACGUAUCCUUUAAUUAGCUUCAGGAAGUUAAAGCUGUCUGUGUCCUUCGAAUGUCAACCAGCUUUACUGUUUUUUGAUCAUUAUUAUUGGAAGUGAGUAAUUGCCCCAGAGCUGUUCCAUUAAAGAGAAACAUGAAUGUACUUGAUGCCUUAUUGUGGGCAAAAUUAAACCGGAGAUUCAUUUAAGAUUAACACGUCAUGUUUGGUCCAACAGUAGUCGUUUGUAUUGUCAUGUCCCCUCUUGUUGAGGAAGCAGCAUUUUGUUUUUUUUAUUUGCUUGAAGAGCACAAGUUGAUGACUGUUAAUCUGCUGGUCCGAAGGCAGUUUAACUAAGUCACACAGCUGAUUUUUUUGUGUAUGUUGAUUUUAUUUCAUCUUUAUUUUUUCUGUGAUUUAACAAGGGGUUAAGAAACUUUUAAAAAAGUGAAGAUUAAUUUAAUGUGAAGCAGAUAGAAAGAUAGAAAUAGUGUCUUUACGUUUGGUUAAAGCAAAAGACUGCAAAUGACACGAUCAUACAAACAGCUCGUGCCUUCUAAAAUUUCACUAAGAGGUGCCGGUUGGUCAGUAUCAAAUGUCUGAUUUCUGCUUGAGGAAAAGUCUUGUCAAUCAUUGGAAAGGAAAAAAAUAUGCUUUCACUUUGUGUCUUGGACAGCUGUGUCUGGAUUUUCUCUAAACGCGGCCAAGAAGUAAGAGCCAAAGCACAUCGUAAUGUCAUGAGGAAACAAAUUCUGGUCUCGCUCCAUUACCAGAGAACAAAAAAACUCUUGAGACGAUACCAUGUGUGUGUGUGUGCUAAGAUUUUUAACUGAGAUUAGCUUGUUUUGUCUAAAGGAGAAAAAAAAAUGUUUGUGUUUGAACGGCAAUCACAGUCAACUUUCCAGUUAUUUUCAGUGCAGCAGCUCUAGAUCCGUAUCAUCAUCAAGUCUUCUGUCUUUUUGGGAGCUUCCCAACAUUGAAGGUCAUAGGAACACUACUAUUGAAUUGUGUAUUUCAUGAGUUUUUUUGUUUUUUGAAGGCCUCAAAACCAUUUACAGAUCAUGAGGAAAUUGUAAUUUUAUUAGAUUUACUUUUUACAAUUUUAAAAUUGGACACAUGCUGAAAUAAAAUGUGAAACAUGUCGUUGA